AAAACGACAUUGCACGAAUUGCCGUUCAAACAAGAAAGAGGGUUUAAGAUUAGGUUUAGGGUUUAUGAACUUACAGAACAGCUGAAAUUGCAGCUAAUUCACUGGUUUACAAUUGAAAUUACAUUUCAAAUGGAUCCAUUAUUAGGGUUUCACGAUGAAAUCAUGGAAAUUGGGGAUGGUGAUCAUCAAAACAAAGAUAAAUCAUCGUCAACACAGGGAUACAGAUUGGUUCCGUGGUUAAACUGGGAAGAAUGGGAAUUCAUUAGAGACUCUCUCUUCUCCGGUUCGCCGGAUAAAGUCUCCGCCGCUAUUAACAGAAUAUCUACUUGGCGGAGCAGAGGAUGCUUACCUGUUAUCAUUGAUGUCACAUCUUCAAUUAUUGAAAUUCAGCAGAAGGAUCCUCAUUUUAGAAAGGACCUACCAAGUGAUGCUUUACAUUCUGAGCAAAUGCUGGCUAUGCUAUAUUGCAUGGCUAUCUUGAGGCUUGUCAAUUGUGUUGUUGAGAAGACCCGGAAAAAGAAUGAAAUUUCAAUUGCUGAGGCAGCUAGUGCAAUUGGCAUUCCACGUACAUUGAUUGACGUUCGCCAUGAGGGUUCACAUCGUGAUAUGCCUUCUCUGACUUUACUUCGGAGUGCUGCUGCGAAGGCACUUGGUUGGAUGUCAGCUUGUUAUUGGGAACCUCAGUCAAAACAAAUUCCAACCCAGAGAGAUGGAAUUGCUAAAAUCAAGGAAGAAAUCAAAUCAAAGCUCUCGGAAUUAGUAUCAUCCUUGAAAGUUAGGGAGAGUCCCCACACUGAUGCAUCACCGGCCAAAGGAAAAGGACUGAAGAAGCAAACUAAAAAGGCCCUGAAAGCUCUUGUUCAUUUAUAUGGUUCCUUUUCCUCUGAAGUACUGUCUAUACUGUUGGAGUUCUUGCUCAAAGCUUUGGGGUCCUCAAAUAUAUUGGAGUCUCCUGACGAAGUUGACCAAGAAGUGCGCACUUUGCUGGAUGACUGGAAGCUUGUGAUAGUAAAAUUGUCUAACAAGGAACCAGAAUUACUCCUAACACUUAUUAAGGCCAUUUUGAACAUGAUCGAGACUGAAGAGACUUUGAAGUACGAAAUAGGAACAUAUUCCGCAUCAAUGGAGCCCGGGGCAGGAAAUGUCAAAAUUGAACAACUUUCUUCUCUGUUUUCAUGGCUUGUUGGACAACUCAAGUUACUGAAAGUCUUUCAACAGAAGGAUACCAAAAAAGUUAGAACAAGAGCCUCUGCAGCAUCACUAAAUAUGUUAAAUCCAAUUCUGACAGAAGUGCUAUGCAAAUGUCUUUUGAUCUCAUCAUAUGGCAAGAAGCAGCUUAUAAAUUCAGCAGCGGAUCUUGCUCAGCUGACCGGCAAUAGCUCUUCAGCAGAGAAAUUCAUCAAAUUUAAUUUGCAUAAUUUAUCAGAUUUGAAUGUGGCUGAAGGGAUAAAUUCCAGUAACCUACAAGACGAGUCUAUCAUUGAAGCUGCUAAUAAGCUAGAGUUGGUUAAACUUAGGUUAGCUAAAUGCAGGACUACUACAACAAUGGAAGUUGAUUCAGGAAGUGGAGGCAGAUGGACUCUGGCAAAAUCGUGGAACCCGUGUCCAAUUGGUAUGUUGCCUAGUGAUCUUGGUUGUUCUGGUCGUCUUUCUGUUCUUGACCGCCAGGACAUCGAUAAAGAGUCCGUGAAUCCAUCAGAAAAGACAGGUGUUGAACGGAGCAAGAGGGGUGCUAGUUCUGAUAUUUGUUUAAUAGAUAGAUCGACUACUAAAAAGACGAAAAAGAUGUUAGAGAGCUACGAAUCAAGUGAUACGGAUGUUCUAUUGCCGGCAGAUUUGUUAGGUUGCUUGAUGAUUAAUGGCGUCUGGAAGAAAAUAGGAAAAGAAGAGCUGAUUGCUAUUGAGUCUGGUGUGAGGAUUUUGGUUCAGUGACUGAAAUCUAAUACUAUUAUUAUGGCAUUUCUCAAAAAUCAACCUGCAUCAGUAAACCAAUCAUUUCAAUGAGGUGUAAUGUUGUUGGCCAUUGGAGCAGGAAGCUUUAGUAGCCAGUCAUUUCCAUUUGAGAUUGUGGUCAAUAUCUCAGUAAAGCAACACAUCCUAUGGUCAGAUUUCAACCCUUUCAAAAGCAUUCAGUAUGGUUUAAUUUCUCUGUUUCAUUCUAAGAAAUAUCAAAAAACAUUUAUUAGAAGAAAAACAAUAUCAGUGAAAUUUCUUUAUUCAAGUUUCAACUUUUACA
Messenger RNA from Mercurialis annua (annual mercury), 2236 nucleotides. RefSeq lists its product as uncharacterized. The transcript is spliced from 9 exons. Gene Ontology annotation, molecular function: endonuclease activity. NCBI's taxonomy places the organism in Eukaryota, Viridiplantae, Streptophyta, Magnoliopsida, Malpighiales, Euphorbiaceae. Gene Ontology annotation, biological process: maturation of LSU-rRNA; maturation of 5.8S rRNA. The record is from RefSeq and is a predicted model, not a curated record. Bases 130 to 1932 code for a protein of 600 amino acids. Gene Ontology annotation, cellular component: Las1 complex; preribosome, large subunit precursor.